Pipistrellus nathusii (Nathusius's pipistrelle) is the source of this 1011-nucleotide messenger RNA. NCBI's taxonomy places the organism in Eukaryota, Metazoa, Chordata, Mammalia, Chiroptera, Vespertilionidae. The record is from the annotation of a GenBank genome assembly.
AUGUCUCAGGCUGUGCAGACGAAUGGAACUCAACCAUUAAGCAAAACAUGGGAACUCAGUUUAUAUGAAUUACAACGAACACCUCAGGAGGCAAUAACAGAUGGCUUGGAAAUUGUGGUUUCACCUCGAAGUCUACACAGUGAAUUAAUGUGCCCAAUUUGUUUGGAUAUGUUGAAGAACACCAUGACUACAAAGGAGUGUUUACACCGUUUUUGUGCAGAUUGCAUUAUCACAGCCCUCAGAAGUGGCAAUAAAGAAUGUCCGACAUGUCGGAAAAAGCUAGUUUCCAAAAGAUCACUAAGGCCAGAUCCGAACUUUGAUGCACUCAUCAGCAAAAUUUAUCCAAGUCGUGAUGAGUAUGAAGCUCAUCAAGAGAGAGUAUUAGCCAGGAUCAAUAAGCACAAUAAUCAGCAAGCACUGAGUCACAGCAUUGAGGAAGGACUGAAGAUACAGGCCAUGAACAGACUACAGCGAGGCAAGAAACAACAGAUUGAAAAUGGCAGUGGAGCAGAAGACAAUGGUGACAGUUCUCACUGUAGUAAUGCAUCCACACACAGCAAUCAGGAAGCAGGGCCUAGCAACAAACGGACCAAAACAUCAGAUGAUUCUGGGCUUGAGCUUGAUAACAAUAAUGCAACAGUGGCAAUUGAUCCCGUAAUGGAUGGUGCUAGUGAAAUUGAGCUAGUGUUCAGGCCUCACCCCACACUGAUGGAAAAAGAUGACAGUGCACAGACAAGAUACAUAAAGACUUCUGGUAAUGCCACCGUUGAUCACUUAUCCAAGUAUCUGGCUGUGAGGUUAGCUUUAGAAGAACUUCGAAGCAAAGGAGAAUCAAACCAGAUGAACCUUGAUACAGCCAGUGAGAAGCAGUAUACCAUUUACAUAGCAACAGCCACUGGGCAGUUCACUGUAUUAAAUGGCUCUUUUUCUUUGGAAUUGGUCAGUGAGAAAUACUGGAAAGUGAACAAACCCAUGGAACUUUAUUAUGCACCCACAAAGGAGCACAAAUGA